CUACUUUUAACCGAAAUCUUGCAAAUUACAUAGAAGUAGAAGGGGGAAUGGAAUAAUAAUAUAUAGAGAGUCAAUUUGCCAUUUUGAUUUUGUACGGAUACCGAUGAUGAUGCCUAGGCAGUCGUAUCCAGUGACUCCAUUCAAACGAUUAUUAUACCUUCCGAAAAUGCAAAACAAACCGCCAAACCCAUAACCCACGCGCACGCUUUCUUCCCUUGUCUCCCUUUUCGUCUCUUCCUCGCAACAGCUCUUCCCUCAUUCUCGAUUACUCAGACACCUGUUUUCUCUAUCUCGCUCUCUGUAUGAGUAACUGCAGUCAUCUUGUCAAUAACCUAAAUAGCCGUAUCGUCAGAAAUUCGUCCGUUAGGUUGCUGCGAACUUUUGGAUCCUAAACACAGAGACCUACCCAUGAGUUAUUUCGUCUGAAAUACCAUGUCAUUGGUUGGUUAAAUCUACAUUUGAUCCCAGAAGAUCUGAGCCCUUUUGUGGGUGACUGGCAUUUGAAAUGAACGGGCACGAGGAGGAACAAACUGCUUUUGAGAUCGGGGUAGUGGUUCCGAAGAGGAGUGCAAACGAAGAAAACGAGGAUUGUGAUUGCGUGGGGGUUCUUGUUGAUGAGUUCAGAAAAGCGGGUUUGAUUGUUGAGAGAGUCCAAGGCAUUGCUGAUGAGUUUAUCAAGCUGGCAGCACCUUUGGAGACUUUGGGGAGGGCUGCUGCCGAGUUACAGUUAAGGAAAAGGACUCAUAUUGGGAUGGAUUUACAAUUUGAAUGGGAGGAGGUUGAAGCUUUUGUGAGACAGCCUGAUGGUUCAUUGUUCAGCUGGUGUGAGCGUUUUCAUUGCUACCAUCACUUGAUAUAUGGGAUUGUGAACAAGAGCCCGUCAACUAUAGCAUUGAAAUUUGAAGGAAAUGAGUACCAUUGGAAACCUGGUGAAAAUAUAGUUCAGAAAUUGGAAUCAGAGCAUUUUGUAAAACAAGUCUUUCCUUUGCAUGAUGAACUAAAGAGGAAGAACCUCCUUAAAAGUUGGGCGCUGCACUGGUGGAACCUUACGAACCAGCCAAUCGAUGAAAUUUAUUCAUAUUUUGGGACAAAGAUUGCAAUUUACUUUGCUUUCCUUGGAAUGUAUACGCAAUGGAUGCUCUUCCCAGCUGCGUUUGCUAUCGCUUUACAGCUAAUUGAUUUUGGGUCGUUGCGGUUAUUGGUGCUUCCUGUUUUCUUCGUAGGCAUAAUAUUAUGGGCUGUAAUCUUUUCCCAGUUCUGGAAACGAAAAAACUCUGCCCUAUUAGCCAGAUGGCAGAUUAGUUAUUCAGUUGCUGUUGACCCGGGAUAUAAACUUCUAGGCAUGGAGUGGACUUCCCUACAGUCACCGGGGGAACUAUUAAGAAAAUGGGGGACUGAUAAAACAAACGAGAAAGAAGUGUAUCAAAAAAAUGAGUGGUUUGGAUAUCUUAUGAGAUUCAGAAAUGAUUCUAUAUUCAUCUUGAGUAUUAUAUGCCUUCAGUUGCCAUUUGAGUUGGCCUAUGCUCAUCUUUACGAGGUUAUCGGGUCUGAUAUUAUGAAGUUUGGGCUGACAGCCUUUUAUAUUCUUUCCAUUCAGCAUUUUACAAGGGUGUGUGGUAAGAUAUCGGUCAAGCUCAUUAAGCAUGAAAACAAUGAAACCACAGAAAAAAGGGCUGACAGCUUGGUCUACAAGGUCUUUGGUCUUUACUUCAUGCAGUCAUAUAUUGGAAUUUUCUAUCAUGCCCUCUUGCACCGCAAUUUUUUGACUCUUCGUCAAGUCUUGAUUCAGCGUCUCCUUGUGUCUCAGGUGUUUGAAAAUUUGUUGGAAAAUACUUUACCCUAUCUUAAGUACAGCUACAAAAAAUACAGAGUUCGAGACAAGAAGAAACGUGAAAAAGGAUCGUCAACAAGAAAGAUUCAGUUCACUACUAGGGUAGAGAAAGAGUACAUGAAAUCUUCUUAUUCAGCAAGCAUUGGUGAGGAGCUUGAGGAUGGCCUGUUCGAUGAUUUUUUGGAGUUGGCAUUGCAGUUUGGAAUGAUCAUGAUGUUUGCUUGUGCAUUCCCUCUCACAUUUGCCUUUGCUGCUUUGAACAACAUUACAGAAAUCAAAACUGAUGCAUUAAAGCUGCUUACCAUGUUUAAAAGGCCUGUCCCUCGUGCUGCCACUACAAUUGGAGCUUGGCUAAACAUUUUCCAGUUCCUGAUAGUGUUGUCGAUCUGCACAAACUGUGCACUUCUAGUGUGGUUAUAUGAUCAGGAGGGGAAUUGGAGCAUAGAGCCUGGACUUGCAGCAAUUCUGGUCAUGGAACAUAUCCUCCUGUUGAUCAAGUUUGGAGUCUCCCGCUUUGUCCCUGAGGAACCUGCUUGGGUAAGAGACAGUCGGGUGAAGAAUGCCACACGGGCACAGGAUAUGUGUUCGAAACAGCUCUUGAGAACCAUUUCUGUUGGCAAAAAGGUUUUUGCCGUUGUAAGAGAGGGAGAGAGGUGAGUGACCUGGACCUUUUUCUAGUGCGUCACUCCUACCUUUUUGGCACAGAAGAACAAAACGAACCAGAGGUUUAGUCUGGAAUAGUUCUUCGGAGCUGAUCAGAGUUUUGAAUUCCCAGCAUUGGUGGUUUAUCAGUAGAGGAUUCUUCUGCAUUUGGGUCAACUCAUUUUAGUACUGCGAGUGUUCUUCUACGGUGAAUGGCACAGCCUUACUAUGUAUUUCACUUUACCCAUUUUUAUUAUAGUGGUUCUAAAGAUUGUGGUACAUUGGGAUUGCUGCAAUGUACGUAACCGGCUUGAUUUUU
Messenger RNA from Juglans regia (Persian walnut), 2792 nucleotides. RefSeq names its product anoctamin-like protein At1g73020. Gene Ontology annotation, molecular function: chloride channel activity. Bases 506 to 2488 code for a protein of 660 amino acids. The record is from RefSeq and is a predicted model, not a curated record. The transcript has 17 exons. Gene Ontology annotation, biological process: chloride transmembrane transport. NCBI's taxonomy places the organism in Eukaryota, Viridiplantae, Streptophyta, Magnoliopsida, Fagales, Juglandaceae.